AUGCGUGCCUCUUCCGCUAUGCUUCCCAUCCUCCCCCUCCUCGUCGGCUACGUCGCCGCUCAGAAGGUCGUCGGCACCGCCAUGGGCUUCGCUGAGGGCGCGACAGGUGGCGGGGAUGCGGCGCCGGCGAUACCGGCUGACAUUGAGGAGUUGAAGCUCUGGCUCGGAGACGACGAACCGCGCGUGAUUGUGCUGGAUAAGGAGUACAACUUCAUAGGGUCUGAGGGUAAGGUGACUGAGAUGGGGUGCCGGCCGCCGAACAACAAGUGCCCGGGUAACGGUGGUCAAGACGCGAUCAACGGUGCUAACUGGUGUGCCGACAAACCUGAGAUCGAGGUCACGUAUGACAAGGCUGGUAUCAAAGGAAUCGACGUGGCUUCCCACAAGACAAUCCUCGGGAUUGGAAGCGAGGGUGUCCUCCGAGGAAAGGGUCUUCGCAUGGUAAAAGGUGUCGAGAAUGUGAUCAUCCAGAACAUCCACAUCACCGAACUCAACCCGCAGUACAUCUGGGGUGGAGACGCCAUCCAAACCUUCGGCGCCGCCAAAAUCUGGGUCGAUCACGUCAAGAUCUCCCUGAUCGGCCGCCAGAUGUUCGCCGCCUCGUCCGGCGGCUCGACCGGCGGCAGCGUCACCAUCUCCAACAGCGAGUUCGACGGCCUCACGUCCUGGUCCUCGCGGUGCAACAACAAACACUACUGGACCAUCCUGCUGAACGGCGAACAGGACUCCAUCACCCUGUUCGGCAACUACAUCCACGACACCGCCGGCCGCUCGCCCAAGGUCGCCGGAAAGGCGACCGUGCUGCACGCCGUCAACAACCUCUUCGAGGAAGUCGACGAGGGCUUCGACGUCACGGCACCAUCCGAGGUCCUCGCGGAGGGCAACACCCUCGACCGCGUCGAGGAACCCAUCCUGGAGGAUAAGAAGACCGGAAAGCUCUACACCCAGGAUGGAGCGGCCUGCGACCCCAUCUUCGGCCGCGACUGUCUCGCCAACACCGUCUCCGAUUCCGGGUCCUUUGAGAGCAAGGACCAAGUGUUCGACGCCUUUAAGGGCUGCCCGGCCGUCGAGCCGGACAACUCCAUCAACCCCCGCGUGACGGCCGGUGUUGGGAAGUUGGGCUGCGGCGGCGGUGGCUACUAG
Drepanopeziza brunnea f. sp. 'multigermtubi' MB_m1 is the source of this 1143-nucleotide messenger RNA. RefSeq lists its product as uncharacterized. Gene Ontology annotation, molecular function: pectate lyase activity. The record is from RefSeq and is a predicted model, not a curated record. NCBI's taxonomy places the organism in Eukaryota, Fungi, Ascomycota, Leotiomycetes, Helotiales, Drepanopezizaceae.